Brienomyrus brachyistius is the source of this 5209-nucleotide messenger RNA. It is a transcript of the gene elmo3, whose product is annotated as engulfment and cell motility 3. The record is from RefSeq and is a predicted model, not a curated record. Gene Ontology annotation, biological process: actin filament organization; cell motility. The coding region runs from base 180 to 2327 and encodes 715 amino acids. Lineage: Eukaryota; Metazoa; Chordata; Actinopteri; Osteoglossiformes; Mormyridae. The transcript is spliced from 21 exons.
GGCAGCACUACCCGGAACUCAAAGUGAUCAAUUACUUCGCAAAGUUGGGAACGAACUUCAGCACCGCAGCGCCUGACGCCGCUCGCUGUCGCUUCGGACGGGGGAAAUAGAUGAUCGGCGCUUUAAGUUUGGCGGAAUAGCUUCACAUUUUCCAGCAGGCUUUUAGCGCAGACCCCGUCAUGGCUCCUCAAAAGGAUGUGGUCAAGAUUGCCAUUCAGAUGCCAGGGGCGUACCCCCAGCUCAUCGAAUUAGAUCAGAAAAAGCCACUUUCGGCUGUCAUCAAGGAGGUUUGCGACGGGUGGAACCUUCCAGGCCCUGAUAACUAUGCUCUCCAGUAUGCAGAUGCCGUUCAGACCUACAUCACAGAGUCGAAUCGACUGGACAUCAAGAACGGUAGCAUCCUCCGGUUGACGAAAGCACCGGGCCGCUGUGCUGAGGACCUGUACAAAGGCAUCCAGAAUGCAGACUCGGGGGUGCGAUGCGACUCCCUGAAGCAGCUGGCAGAUGUGUCCACAGACAUCACCUUCGCCCAGGAGUUCAUCAGCCGGGAUGGACACUCUCUUCUGGUGCAGAUCGUGGAGGAGGACAAGGAGUCGCCACUGAUAAUGACGCACGCGUUGACAGGAUUCACAGAGCUGAUGGAUCAUGGGAUUGUCUCCUGGGAGAACCUCUCCCUGGUCUUCAUUAAGAAGAUCGCCUCCUUUGUCAACGCCAAGGUCAUGGAUGCCUCCAUCCAGCGUCUGUCCCUCACCAUUCUGGAGAACAUGGUUCUGAGCAGCAACAGCCUCUUCAAGCUGGUCAAGGAGGAGGUGAACCUGGAGAGACUCAUCGCCCACCUGCAAGUGACCAAUCAGCAGAUCCAGACCAAAGCGAUGGCUCUUCUCAUGGCCCUGCUGCAGACUGGGCUGGAAGCUGACCGGCAGGAAUUACUGGCUUAUCUUUCAAGCAAAAACCUUCGUCAGUACAUCUACAAGAACAUCAUCCACAGCUCGGAGGCCGUGGGGAACGAGAUGGCGCACUACCUGUACGUGCUGCAGUCGGUCAGCCUGAACCUCCUGGAGCCCCUCAUGAGGAGCCCGCUGGACUCCCUCAGCCAGGAGCAGAGGGACAAGAUACACAGCCUGCGGCAGUCGGCCUUCGAGGCCGACAGUGACAGCGGCCUGAGCCACGAACGCCGCCGUUCCCUCUGUGCCAAGGAGUUCAAGAAGCUCGGCUUUUCUAACAACAGCAACCCUGGACAGGACCUGCUCCGGGCACCCCCGGGCCUGCUGGCCUUGGAGACGAUGACAUACUUCGCGUCCCACUACCCCGAUGCGUACAGCAGGUUUGUGCUGGAGAACAGCAGUCGUGAGGACAAGCAUGAGUGCCCCUUCGCUCGGAGCAGCAUCCAGCUCACACUCAUCCUGUGUGAGAUCCUGCACAUCGGCGAGCCGUCAUCAGAGACCCGCUCGGACUAUCACCCCAUCUUCUUCUCUCAAGACCGCAUUCUCUACGAGCUCUUCUGCGUCUGCAUCCUGCUCCUCAACAAGACCUGGAAGGAGAUGCGAGCCACUCAGGAGGACUUUGACAAGGUGAUGCAGGUGGUCCGGGAGCAGAUCACACGGACACUGUCCAGUAAGCCCACCUCUCUGGAGCUCUUCAAGAACAAGGUCAACCAGCUCAACUACAGCGAGAUCCUCAAGCUGCGUCAGACAGAGCGCCUCCACCAGGAAGAGACCCUCGCACCGCCCGUGCUUGAGCUGAAGGAGCGCCUCAAGCCCGAGCUCCUGGAGCUGAUCCGGCAGCAGCGGCUGAACCGCCUGUGUCACGGGACGCUCUUCCGGAAGAUCAGCAGCCGCCGCAGGCAGGAUAAGCUGUGGUAUUGCCGCCUCUCGCCCAAUCACAAAGUCCUGCACUAUGGCGACGUGGAGAAGGAAACGGAGACUCCGCCCAUCGAGACCCUUCAGGAGAAGAUUCCUGUGUCAGACAUUAAGAUGUUGCUGACUGGGAAAGACUGUCCCCAUAUGAGAGAGGCCCGGGGGAGACAGAAUAGGGAAGUCCUAGAUCUGGCCUUCAGCAUCACCUACGACGUCGAGGACUACAGCCUCAACUUCGUUGCCUCUUCCAGGACCGAUUUUUGCCUGUGGACAGACGGACUGAAUGUUCUGCUGGGGAAAGAGAUGACCAGUGAGAGCAUGCGCAGCGAGCUGGAUAUCCUGCUCUCCAUGGAAAUCAAGCUCCGACUCCUCGACCUGGAAAACGUGCCCAUCCCCGAAACUGCUCCCCCCAUUCCCAAACCUCCGAGCAGCUUUAACUUCUGCUACGACUUCAGCCAGACUGAGCAGUAGGACAUUGGUCGGGGUGGAGCGCCCUCUUGAGGUGUAGGAGGGACAUAGCAAGGGGUAUGGUUACAUCAGUAGAGCAAUUGUGGUCAUGUUCAGUGGGUGUAACUGUGUGUAAGAGGGAUGUGAAGUGUAAUCUUGAAAGAAACCGGGCCUAUUUUAAGGUCAGACGGUUUGUGAGUUCCGAGAGUUUCUAGGUGAAAAUUUAUAAAGGCUUGUAUGAUUUCUAAACGGUGAUACUGGGGAGGGGUGAAGUGGAUGGAGAUACACAUGCAAUGAACGCAUUUCAACACAGAGGUGCUACUAAUGUUUAACGGUACAAAAUUAACCUCACUCAGAUGGCACUUAUGUCUCGCGGGAGAUAUUAAGCUUCCUGAUAGGAGGAGGGUAUUCAUUUUAUUGAAUUAAUUCUCGUUUGUACAUUAUCACCUCAUUUCUCUAUUUGAAAUAAUUUGCUGUGUUCCUCUUCAGAGACCCUUGGUGUCCCUAAAUAACUGGAUUCUAAUAAUGGGCAGACUGUCUGCUCCGUCCUGGACACCCCAGCUCGGAUCCCUCCUGUUUCGGUUGCUGGUUACGGAGUAAACUGCUACACCUUUCUUUAAAAAUGGCAUCGAGUGCGGAGAGAAUUGUAAUUAAGGUUUUCGUAGGCUUUCGCUUCUGCUCUGGUGGAAAAGUUGAUGAUGAUUUUUGUCGUCUUGUGCAAUAUUUGUCUCCUGCCUAUAUGGUAAAGGAAUGAAGUGACAAUGAGCUGUAGGAUGAAAACUGAUUCAAGAAUCCAGCCUUUUGGCUUUCUGAGUACCAAAAAACCCAUAGCAAUUGUACAGCGAAACUUACCAUGGCAGAAUCUAAGGAUUUUAUAUAUACCCCCAUAAACAUGGCAUGUAUUCCGAAGGAACGUCAAGCAAGCGAUGCAGUCGGUAGUGAAGGUUAUUCCACUAUUUCUUCAUGGGUCACAGCUAUUGUCAUAACAGCUCUUUACCAUGAAAGCUAAAACUGAAAGAUUUCUGUAAAACAGGUACACCGAAGAUGGCUAUAAUCAUGUCUAUAUAUUAUUUUGUCCAGUAACCACAAAUUAUUGCCAAAAAUAAUAUAGUGCCAAUUAGACCUAUUCCAGCAUUUAUUAUAUUUAUACUUAAUGGUACUUUCUGAGAAGUUGUUAAUUAUCUUCACCAGAGGUGGAUAUUUCAGGGCCAGAAAGUACAAAUCCAGACCGCUUUGCUUCAACCAGCCAGUUGAGUCCUCUGCGACUGUGAAUCUUUAUACUCAAUUGGCUGGUUGAAACAAAAAUUUUGGUCUGGAUUUGUACUUUCUGGACCUGAAAUGUCCAUCUCAGGUCUUCACUGAGUAGAGGCUAAUGAGUAGGUGUCGAUCCUGCAUGAAACUGGGAGAUUUGCUGUCCCGUUUUCAUACGGAACAGAAUUUUGGAAUUUGCUGCACUCACCAGUAUGGCGUGUACUGAGUACUGUUUCAGCAUUAACACGGCUACUGAGUACUGCUUCAGCAUUAACACGGAUACUGAGUACUGCUUCAGCAUUAACACGGAUACUGAGUACUGCUUCAGCAUUAACAUGGAAUUACUUGACUGGCUUCGGUAUCUGUAUGGCCUACAUUUCCACUUUUCCGCGAUUUGUUUGACCUCUUUGAAGCGAACUAGUGUGGCAUGCUGGCAGGAUGAGUAUACAAAACGUGAAUAAUACACCAGCAGCCUGUGCCCCCCCCCCCCCCCCCCAUUCUUACCAUGUUUGGAUUUCUUUGUUUGGCUCCAUUUGUCUCCGUCGGGAAGACAGAGAUUUAAAGGAAUUGGUGACUAAAUUCUAAACUGGUGGUUUGAUGGGCUGGCAUGAACCUCGGCGAUCUUAAAACGUUCAUAUUAGCUUGAUGACAAUACCGGUGCUUCACAUUAUUCUGUCCCACAGCAGGGAGCUAAUGAGGUUGAUCAUAAGGCACACAAACCCAUUUCUGUAUUUCUAAGAAAGCGGAGAAUGUUUUUAGCAUCAACAGGGGUAGACUGUGCCAACAUUGUGUAGCCCUAACUGACUAUCAAGAUCUGUUUGGCGCAAGUAAAGCUGCAGUAUAAUCUAAUUUAAUCAAGGUUGUUAAAGAACAGAUCAGUGUUAAUGAAAUUAACAACUCAAUCAAGAGGGGGAACUUAACUGAUUUGCUGGUUAAACAAUUCUCACCUAAGAAUACCGGUCCCUACAUUUUUUGCGAUAAACACUUUGGUCGAAGAUUUUAGUUUAUUUUUUAAAUAAUAAUAAUAAUAAUAAUAAUAAUAAAUAGCUUCAGUGUGGGGUCACUGUAUUUUUAAGAAUUUUGAAGGCUACAAGAAAACUGAGUGAUGCUUGUUUUGUAUUUACACGUAUUGUUUUUUAUCUAAUUAAUUGUAAUUGUACUGUAAGACUGACCACCCGCCAAUAUAGUCACAGCAGGCAGAAAAGACCUAUGAUAUGGGUAGUUUGAAAGCAGAAGAGUUUAACGUGUAUGUCAACUUUUAUUUAAACCAAUUUAUUUACGGAAUGAUGUGGGACCUGAUCUGGUAGCAUAAUAUGGAAUUCCUUCAAUGUAUUUAUAUUUUAUUUUCCACUAAAUGGUUAAUCUCCAUCGAACUAAUUAAAAACUUAAAUGCAUGAUGUAAAUAGGAACGUUUUCUAUAUCGAGACAUUUUGCAUAUGUGUUUCUAUAAAUACAUCUAUAUGAACCUUCAUUUUUUUGUUUAAACUCUUAAUGUGUUAAGGCUUUUUUUUACAUCAACAUAAGCGGUACCAACCAAGACCAAAGAGGAGGAAAAGCUUUAGUAAAAAAGGUAAUACGACCUUGACAGUGUUUGUUUAGUAUUCAUCAGUUCCCCUGUGCUUCCUGCAGUAAAGGUCAUGUUGUUACCACAAGAA